Molecule: messenger RNA, 903 nt
Organism: Amoebophrya sp. A25
Lineage: Eukaryota; Dinophyceae; Syndiniales; Amoebophryaceae
Source: the annotation of a GenBank genome assembly
GUUAAGUGCUUGAUUGAUUUCGUUUGUGCAUUGAAUGAUCCCAUUCCCAUACAGUUUUCUCAACACCGUGUAUGAAUAUACGCGUUCACAUGAAUGAGCUGCCUGUUGUUAUAAUGGUGUAGUUUCUCAAAUGAUAAUGAACAAUCUUUUUGUGCUAAAGAGUUACGAAAAUCAAUAUAAUUGCUAUUUUUACUCGGAGGACGAAGAUGAGUCGGAGUGUCAUUUUGAAGCAGGAAGACUUAUCUACUAGUUUGCUCUGCUCGAUUUUCUUGUUCAUAGCGCGAGCUCUCCGAAGUAGCAAGCGGUGCUCUGGUAUACUCGAUGUCAAGACCAUCCCAACAAUUCCAAACUAAUGGGUCUAAUUCUUUUCCACCGUCCCCUUACUCGUUGGUCUCGCUUCCGCCCAGGUGUGUCGUUCUCGUGGGAUUUUCGACAAGACGCAAGCAACGCGCGCCACGGGUUUUCUCUCACAAUAUAGCUAGUUGUUAGAUAUCGCGAAAACCUUGGGUCUUCUUUGCCAUGCUCUAGCCCCUCGUGUUUGCCUUGGCUGUUGCCUGUUUUGUUCCACCUCGCACUCGCUGCUCCCACGGCUUUGUAUGCCUUCGCCUUCCUUACCUCCGCUUCCUUGCCUCCGCCUUCUUGCUCCCACCUUCCUGCCCCCACCUCCCUACCCCCGCGUCCAUGCCCCCACCUCCCUACCCCCGCGUCCAUGCCCCCGCGUCCCUGCUCCCGCGUCCCUGUCCCCCUCUCUUUGACUCCAUAUCCUUGCCCACAUAUCCUUGCCGACACGUCCUGGCCUACACAUCCUUGACUCCCCACCUUCGCCCUUGCGUUUUCCCCUCCCCUAUUUCUUUGACGUCUUCUAGUUAAGAUUGGACACGUACUAGGUAAGACAGGGCGCAU